UCCACAUCCCACUUUUCACCGUCCAAAAUCUCCGCGCCAGCAGCAACUGGUGAACAGGUUUGGACAUCAACGACAUUUAACAAGUUAUAUAUGUGUGGUAGCAGGCUACCUCGACUAACUUAAUCAUCAUCUGUCUGCGCUUUGCGCUCAGCUGAAGCUUGAAAGGUCUUUCCAGUCAAGCAUGCCACAUCUGCCACAGUAACAAGUUACCUGCAACUGCCGGCUAUGUCUGCUGUAGAUACCCCAACUGGUGCCGCGAGCUCAUCGAAGCCGGACCAGAAUGAGCAGAAUGGUCAAAACGGUGGGCGUGAAGACUCUGGCGGCUUCAAGCUAAAGUUUUGCACCGUCUGCGCCAGUAACCAGAAUCGCUCCAUGGAAGGUCACUUGCGACUCUCUCUUGCAAAUUAUCCCGUGAUUUCGUUUGGUACAGGCUCUCUUGUCCGUCUCCCCGGGCCGUCCAUUACACAGCCCAAUGUCUACAAGUUCAACGAAACAUCAUACGAUAGUAUAUAUCGGGAGUUGGAAGCCAAAGACCCUCGCUUAUAUCGCGCAAAUGGACUGCUAAACAUGCUUGGGAGAAACCGCCAAGUCAAGUGGGGCCCUGAGCGAUGGCAGGACUGGCAGAUUGGAAUGCCUAGAACCAAGCACAAGGAUGACAAGGGAGCUGAUGGCAUGGAGGGCGGCGUAGCUGAUGUUGUCAUCACCUGUGAGGAACGCUGUUGGGAUGCUGUGAUUGAAGAUCUUCUCAACCGUGGCUCGCCACUUAACAGGCCUGUUCACGUCAUCAACAUCGAUAUCAAGGAUAACCAUGAAGAGGCAUCCGUGGGAGGGCGAGCCAUUGUCGAUUUGGCAGACUCACUCAACAAGAUUGCUGCCGAGGAGCGGGAGAAGGUUGGCGCUUCUGCCUUUGACUCGGGAAGCGUAGGCGCCAGAUCAGGAUUCGAUGAGCGCGUACCGGACGUCCUGGCCGAGUGGCAGGAGAGAUGGCCGAAUCUUCCUGCGACAUGGACUUUGGCUUGGUUCUAAGCAUUGAAUUGGCGUAUUGUUUGAGCUCGUGCAUCGUAAGGCGUUGGAUGUUCUUUUUAUUGCCUGGCGGGCGUAAUCGCGGUUACGGACAGGGUGGGGGGUACAUCUUUUUGGGUUCAUGAUUGAUGACCAAACAACACAGACGAACAAGACGUUUUGGCCGUCACAACAUAAUGCUGAUUUGGACUCGUAAUCUCUAUCAACAAGCCGUUGUUAUCCGGGAUUUAUGAAUUCUGCUGCUGCCAUGAUUGGCUUCAACUUGCUAUUUUGUGAGGUCGCACCCCUCCUGGUUUUCUCAGAAUAUGUCGACCUCCGUGAUUUGGCAGGCCAUUUCCUCUUCCACCAGCCAGACCGCCAAUUAAGCAUUUUGUUUGUUACGCAUAUGCUUACUUCUAUCACAAACAUAAUAAUAUCGCAUGCAUACAUGCUCG
This is a messenger RNA of Neurospora crassa OR74A, 1457 nucleotides long. RefSeq names its product SSU72. Bases 226 to 1026 code for a protein of 266 amino acids. Gene Ontology annotation, molecular function: RNA polymerase II CTD heptapeptide repeat phosphatase activity. The transcript is spliced from 3 exons. The record is from RefSeq and is a predicted model, not a curated record. Gene Ontology annotation, biological process: termination of RNA polymerase II transcription. Gene Ontology annotation, cellular component: nucleus; mRNA cleavage and polyadenylation specificity factor complex. NCBI's taxonomy places the organism in Eukaryota, Fungi, Ascomycota, Sordariomycetes, Sordariales, Sordariaceae.